This is a messenger RNA of Perognathus longimembris pacificus (Pacific pocket mouse), 1659 nucleotides long. Its product is annotated as sodium/glucose cotransporter 1-like. The transcript has 13 exons. Gene Ontology annotation, molecular function: D-glucose:sodium symporter activity. The annotation marks the transcript as partial. Gene Ontology annotation, cellular component: plasma membrane. Lineage: Eukaryota; Metazoa; Chordata; Mammalia; Rodentia; Heteromyidae. Gene Ontology annotation, biological process: sodium ion transport; transmembrane transport. The record is from RefSeq and is a predicted model, not a curated record.
AUGGACGGCUUGGGGAACUACUAUUCUGUCACCUGGAACUGGUCCACUGUGGGCUUCCACAGCCACAGCUCCUUGGACACGAUGGUGACGGUUUUUUACCUCCUGUUGGUCCUGAGCAUAGGUUUAUGGGCUGUAUUGUCACACAACCGUGCUACAGUAAAAGACUUCUUCCUGGCUGGUGGAAAUCUAACAUGGUGGUUGAUAGGCACUUCUCUUUUUGCUGCAAACACUGGCAGUGGCCUCUUUAUGGGCCUGGCUGGACUAGGAGCUUCUUCAGGGAUCGCUGUUGGGGCCUUAGAAUGGAAUACUAUCUUAAUGCUCUUUGUUCUUGGUUGGAUAUUUAUUCCUAUUUACAUCAAGGCUGAGGUGGUGACAUUGCCAGAGUAUUUGAGGAAGAGAUUUGGUAGCAUCCGAAUCCAGCUGUUACUUUCUGUUCUGUAUUUAAUCCUCCAUAUCUUCAGUAGGAUUUCGCUGGAGAUCUGCUAUGGUGCCAUGUUUUUGAAAAUGGUUUGGGAUGUAGAUAUUUACCAGACUGCCCUACUGCUGUUGACCAUCGCUGGUAUCUAUACCAUAACAGGUGGUUUGACAGCUGUAGUUUAUACUGAGGCCUUCCAAGCUGGCAUUAUGCUUUUGGGAUCAUUAUUGUUAACGAUUUAUACCUUUCGUGAAGUGGGAGGAUAUAAGGAGCUAGUGGAUAAGUACUUCCAUGCUGUUCCAAGUGUGAUCAGUGAAGGGAACUGGACUUCCAAGCCAGCAUGCUACCUUCCUCGCUCAGAUGCUUUCCAUAUCUUCAGAGACCCCAUCUCUGGAGACAUCCCCUGGCCUGCACUGAUUCUUGGUGCCUCUACACUCUCCCUGUUCUACGGGUGUGCUGACCAGGUUUCUGUCCAGCGAUUAUUGGCAGGGAAGAAUAUGUCUCAUAUGAAAGGUGGCUGCCUCCUGUAUGGGUACUUGAAGCUACUGCCCAUGUUCUUCAUUGUCAUACCAGGAAUGAUAAGCCGCAUCUUGUUCCCAAAUCACGUGGCAUGUGUUGUGCCUUCAGAAUGUCAGAAGUACUGUGGUGCCCAAAGUAGUUGCAGCCCCAUUGCCUAUCCACUGCUGGUGGUAGCAGUGUUGCCCACAGGUCUACAAGGGUUUGUGCUAUCUACAGUAUGUGCUGCCUUUAUGUCCUCCUUGACUUCCAUUUUCAACAGUGCUACUACUGUGUUUACAAUGAACAUCUAUGUCUGGAUUCGGCCUAUGGCCACUGAAAAGGAACUCAUGAUAGCAGGAAGAUUUUUUGUUAUUAUCUUGCUUGCUGUCACUAUUGCCUGGAUUCCUGUUAUAGAAACAUCCCACAGUGAAGUUUUGUUUGAAUGCAUUCAAGUAACUAGAAGUUACCUGCUACCACCUGUGACUGCAGUUUUUCUGCUUGCUGUACUUUGCAAGAGAAUCAAUGAACAGGGUGCCUUCUGGGGCCUGAUUUUUGGGAUGAUGAUUGGCUUCUUUCGACUGAUGGCUUCAUUUGCGUACGGAUCCUGGACCUGCGAUGGAGAGAACAAUUGCCCAGCAUUCAUCUGCGGCUUGCACUACCUCUAUUUUAGCACAAUCCUCUUCCUAGUUAGUGUUCUCAGCAUAUUGGUCAUCUCCUUAAUCACAGACCCAAUUCCAGAUAGACAU